Tigriopus californicus is the source of this 1149-nucleotide messenger RNA. It is a transcript of the gene mRpS35, whose product is annotated as small ribosomal subunit protein mS35-like. The record is from RefSeq and is a predicted model, not a curated record. Gene Ontology annotation, cellular component: mitochondrial small ribosomal subunit. Gene Ontology annotation, biological process: mitochondrial translation. The transcript is spliced from 3 exons. NCBI's taxonomy places the organism in Eukaryota, Metazoa, Arthropoda, Copepoda, Harpacticoida, Harpacticidae. Gene Ontology annotation, molecular function: structural constituent of ribosome. Bases 150 to 1103 code for a protein of 317 amino acids.
ACACACAAUUGAUAGUUUUUCGGACGGAGCGUCCCUGGCCUGGCCACAGAAGAACAUCUCUUGCCCCCAUUCGUUAUCCGCUAGCCACGCUGACCAUCCUCCCUUUUAGCCCUCGCUAGAGCCAACGGUCGGGGGUGGGAACCAGGUCCAUGUGGUCCAUGAUUGCGGCGGGGGCGGCUACAGCUUCGCCUGCUAUAGCCAUGUCUCCCAUGCCCGUACGGGCUAUAGUCCAUCGAGGGUCGUGGAGUAGGUGGGGCGUGAGUGGGUGGGCCGCUCAUGGGGUGGCCCAAGGGCCAUCCACCUGUCGAGCCAAAAGCGAUUUCAAUGAGGAGGAAAAGGGCAUUUUCCGCGUGCUCGACGUGGGUCGCCCCAAAGAGAAGGCGUCCUUUGAGAUUCGGAAAUUUACCCGGAAACAAGUGAAACAUAGGGAAAACGAAAUGCCUGUGGAUCAGGAUUGGGAGGCUGUUUGGCCCGGGCCCCGCACCUUUCAUCCUUCGGCCGUACCCCUGCCCGUACGUCAAGGCUUCGUGCAACACAAAAUGGGCGUUCGCCCGCCCAAGCGAGCCAAUAUCGAACUCAUGAAGACGCCCAAUUUCCUGCAUCUGACGCCACCCGUGGUCAAGAAACAAGCCACCACCCUUAAAGAGCUGUGCACGCCUUGGCCCCCAGGUAAUUGCUUCAAGGCGUUCCCCGUUCUGUCGACCACAACAGACUAUCUGAAUACGAGUUCUUCCAUUCGCGAUGCUCGCGCUCGACAAGUCGAUUUUGAAGUCAGUGUGGAUGCUUUGACGCCGGACCCACGGAUCCGCGAAAAUAUUCGGAUCCUCUUGGAUAUCCCGCCACAGCGCGGGGCCGGGGCCACCUUCAAGUUUUUGGCCGCCAAUUGCCCCACCCGGAAGCAGAAUCUUGACCACGCCGAAUUCCUCCUUACCGCCAUCUAUUUUGAAUCACGGAAAAACGAUGUGCUCGAUCGCGAUGAGCGCCAACCGUUGGCUGGGGCUGAUCUGACGGGCGAGGCCGCACAUCACGUCUUAACGGAGGGCGAGUGCCGCAGCACCUUGGCGGAUUACAAGAAGUCGGUGCUCAAGGCCAAGCUCUCCUAACGUCAUUUUCAGGUCUUUUCUAUUUCAAAUACAUAUGUGGCUAUUA